Messenger RNA from Nematocida major, 342 nucleotides. RefSeq names its product small subunit ribosomal protein S25e. NCBI's taxonomy places the organism in Eukaryota, Fungi, Microsporidia. Bases 1 to 342 code for a protein of 113 amino acids. The record is from RefSeq and is a predicted model, not a curated record. The transcript has a single exon.
AUGGCAGCAAAGAAAGUAGACCCAAAGGCACAGCAGAAGAAGGGAGGCAAAGACAAGGCCCCAAAGAAGGUAGAUGCUAAGAAAUGGACCAAAACAGAGAGCAAGGCCAAGACCCUAAAGAUCUCUGUAAUCAACGAGGAAACAUUCAACAAGAUAAAGAAGGAGGUUCUUGCAAUGAACAUAAUAACUCCAGCCACAGUUUCCGCGAAAAACAACUUAGAAACUGCAGUUGCCAAGAGAAUCCUCGACAAAAUAGUCGAAUCUGGCGAGAUAGAAAUAAUUGCAAAAUCUUCGUUCGGAAGAAUAUACGGGAAGAAGGAGGCGCCUGUUGCAGCACAGUAA